This is a messenger RNA of Thlaspi arvense, 1554 nucleotides long. Lineage: Eukaryota; Viridiplantae; Streptophyta; Magnoliopsida; Brassicales; Brassicaceae. The record is from the annotation of a GenBank genome assembly.
AUGGCGUAUUUAACCAAAGUGCUCCACAUGGAGCUCGUGGAAGCUGCCAACGUUCAGAACUUGUGGAAGGCUUUCACCAAUUUCGCUCCACUCCUCGGUGCGAUCAUCUCCGACGCUCACGUUGGCCGCUUCAAGACCAUCGCUUACGCCUCUUUCUUCUCCCUUCUCGGACUAAUGACGGUGACACUCACAUCCGGGCUGCAUCAACUCCACCCACCACCCUGCAACAUCGACCAUCCAGUGAGUUGCGACGGUCCAAACAGACUCCAGCUCGGAGUUCUCUUGCUCGGUCUCGGCUUUCUCUCCAUCGGCAGUGGCGGAAUCCGAUCUUGUAGCAUCCCUUUCGGAGUUGACCAGUUUGACCAACGAACAGAGCAAGGCCUUAAAGGAAUGGCCAGUUACUUCAAUUGGUACUACUUAACUUUCUCCAUCGUUCUCAUCCUUGCGCAUACCGUCAUUGUGUACAUACAGGACAAUAUCGGCUGGUUCAUCGGGUUUAGCAUACCGACCGGUUUAAUGGCUUGCGCGAUCGUUUUGUUCUUUGCCGGUAUGCGGCUCUACGUGUACGUCAACCCGGAAGGGAGUGUUUUCUCUGGUAUUGCUCGAGUCAUCGUGGCCGCUCGCAAGAAGCGGAACAUCGAGUUUCCGGUGGAGAAUGAUGGGACGGUCGAGUAUUAUGACCCGCCGGUUAAACCUGGCGUGUCAUCCAAGUUACCCCUCACCAACCAGUUCAAGUUCCUCGACAAAGCGGCGAUGAUCGCAAAAGGUGAUCUGACAUCCGAUGGUGUUCAGACGAAUAAGUGGAGGCUAUGUAGCGUUCAAGAAGUUGAGGAGGUCAAGUGUUUGAUCAGAGUCGUUCCGGUUUGGUCUGCUGUAAUAAUCUCCAUCGUUGCAAUGUCCACACACGAAGCUUUCACAAUCCCUCAAGCGACGAUAAUGGACCGGCACAUGGGCCGGCACUUUGAGAUCCCGCCCGGUUCCGUAUCCGUCAUCACUUUCAUCACAAUAGGCAUUUGGGUGCCUAUCUACGCCCGCGUCCUAGUCCCGUCCUUGUGGCGAAUACGCAAGUUCAGGCUCACUCUCCUUCAGCGGAUGGGGAUAGGGAUCGUCUUCGCCAUCCUCUCCAUGUUCACUGCCGGAUUUGUGGAGAGUGUGAGACGCACACGAGCUCUCGAAUCCAAGCAAAUGUCAGUGUUUUGGCUAGCAUUGCAGCUGAUACUGCUGGGACUCAGCGAGUCGUUUCUUUUCAUCGGACAGAUCGAGUUCUUCAACAGUCAGUUCCCGGAACACAUGAGAAGCAUCGCGAACUCGCUGUUUCCGCUCUCGUUCGCCGCAUCUAACUAUGUAAGCAGUCUGCUGGUGACCACCGUGCAUAAGUUCUCAGACUGGCUGAACAAUGACAUUAAUAGAGGGAAGCUAGACUACUACUUCUAUCUGAUAGCCGGUUUGGGUUUGGUUAACCUUGUUUACUUCUGGUACUGUGCCAAAAGUUACCAGUACAAGACCGGUUCACAAAUCGAAGAUCUCGAACAAGAAAAAUCUUUACUAGACUAG